AGAGAAACAAGAGCCGCAAACUUGACCCAUAUGAUGAGAGGAGGUAAUCCUCACUUUUUUUUCCCCACUUUUUCCUUUGGAUAAUCUGUAAACCAUCAGAUAGAGAGGGGGUUUUGUGAUAUCUUUUUUUUUUUCCUAGGUGAAAGAAAGAAGUAGAGAUCAUGAGAGAGAAUCCAGUCAUGACCAAGACCAAGCUGAUAGUCAUGACCGAGGGAGGGAUUAUGAUUGAAGGAGCAGAGAUUUUGACAGGUACAAUGAUGGAGAACGUGGUAGGGAUUAUGAGUGCUCCUGGACUUAUGAUUCUAGAAGUCACAACAGGUCAUGUUCAAGGUCUAAGGAACGCUCCAGGGAUUAUGAUCGUCACAGGUAGGGCUGUAAGAAGCCAUGCUUCUUUCAACAAGUUGAACUCAAGAUAAUAGUAACCCCAGUUUGUAUUUGGUUUCUUUUAGUUAAGUGAGUUGGCUUAAACAUUUUAGUGCUUGGCCUGAGAAUUAGCCAUUCCUUGCUUGUUUAACAAUAUAUCAUUAAUUUUGUU
Rubroshorea leprosula is the source of this 535-nucleotide messenger RNA. NCBI's taxonomy places the organism in Eukaryota, Viridiplantae, Streptophyta, Magnoliopsida, Malvales, Dipterocarpaceae. The record is from the annotation of a GenBank genome assembly.